AGUGAUAGAUAGUUUUGAUUGAUUUUUUGCAUUAAGAAGAUGUGGGAUGUCCAUGAAUCUAUGGUUUGUCAGUUUUCCUUACUUAUUAUCAACAUUAUGUUAGACAGGGUUUAUUGAUAAUUCGAACUUAUUGCUUGACAGAUAUCAGAGAUGUGCUUUAAAGACUACUUUAAGGUCUCCACGAAACUUUCUCCUUCCGAAAAGUUUUUCGGGAAGAAAGUUUCGUGGGCCCUUCCGCGAAAGUUUUUCCUGCGAAAUUUUUCAAAAUGCCUUAACCGCUAAAGUUUUUUCCCACGAAAUUUUCCAAAAAAGAUGCACCGCGUAAGCUUUUUUUUUCGAAAUUUUCCAAUAAAGUUUUUUUAAUCCUAUCGCUUGAAAUAAAGAAAUGUCUCAAGGAACAAACGACAAGCAGAAAAAAAAACCCUGAACUUGAAGAAAUUGAUUAAAAAUGAAAAAUAUAAAUCAAAAAGUUUUCUUGAUGUUUCUCUCUCCGCGAAAGUUUUUUCUCGCGAAAUAUCUGAAAAUAGGCCAUCCGCGAAUUUUUUUUUUCCGCGUAAUGCAAAAAUUUCGCGGCUUUUUUCCCGCGAAAGUUUCUGACCUUAAAGUAACUUCUCCCAAGUCUUUGCGUAUGGCCUUAUGUAACUUUUAUUUAAGCCCAAAACUGUCCUAGAUGCACGUAAUUUUGUAGGGACAGAAUUAAUCAGUACUGUCCUUUUCCAUUUUGUUAAAUAAUUUCUUAUUAACAAGGUUAUUUGUUUUAUGUUCUCAUAUGACUUUCUAUUUUUUGUAAGAUGAUCCAAAAGUUAUUAUAAUUUUCUGUCAUUAAUUUCUUUGAAAAUUCGAGAAUUUUUAAACAUGAAUUCUAUCGUAGUUUUUAAAGUUCAACGCUAUAAUUUUAUUUGAUAUAUUUGUCUAAUAUGAAAUUAAAUACGUAAUUUAUUGAUAUUUAUAUGUUUUAUCCCUUGUAUAAAUUAAUAGUGUGGAAAUGGCGUACAGAGAAUUUCUGUUGCACUACACUAAGUGUAGUUCUGCUUGUGUGUUUUUAUAUGCCGCAUAAUUCAAAGUGCAAAUCUUUGUAGCAGCAAAGCAGCACGAAAAAUCUAGUAUUAACAAACCUAAUAAAGAGGAUCCUGCAUCUUUUCACUGUUUUGAUUUUCAACAUUUUUAAAAUUGUGCGAAACUCUUUAAAUACCAACUUGACAAAAUUGGAUGACUUGAUAACUUUUUUUUCUUUGUGGAUGUAUGUUAGCUGUUUCGUAAACUUAUUGCGCGCGUAUUGUAGUGAGAUUGUUUGCAACUAACAGUUCUGACUAACGUGGUUUAAAUCCUGCACAUUUAAAAAAAAUAUGCUGACAAUGCACAAAGUAGAGCUACUUCAAUUUGUUUUGUGUGAUUCAUAGCAAAAUGAAAGUAAUAUUUACAGCAAUCUCCAAAUGUAAAUGCUUCUUAAAACCCAGAUAUUGUACAAAACGUUUUGCAUUGCAAUUUUCAAGUGAAGAUCGAGUUGUCAUACUAUGUCCUGGUCAGGGCGCACAAUAUGUUGGUAUGCUACAAAACCUCAGCCCCGAUAUUGAAGAGCGCGCGCGAGAAGUUACAUCAGAAAUAUUGGCUUACGAUUUAGUGAAGGUUUGUCGAAAUGGACCAAGAGAAGUUUUGGACAGAACUUUGUUUUGUCAACCUGCAAUUGUAGUGGCUUCUAUACUUGGAUACUAUACAUUGAAAGGGAGGAUGAAGAAGGAGCAGAAUAUGAAGGAGUUUAAUAUUGGAUAUGGAGCAGGGUAUAGCGUGGGAGAGAUCUCUGCGUUAUGUAUUGCAAAUUGGAUCACUUUUAAGGAAGCGUUGUAUGUUAUAAAGGCCAGAGCAACAGCAAUGGACAAAGCCUCAAGUAUGUCACCAACUGGAAUGAUAUCCAUACAAGGACUCACAUUUGAUGAAGCGAAACAAAUGUGCGAAGAUUUAACAACGCGUGCAAAUAACCCGAAGAAUCGUAUCUCGGUAGCAAUCGAGCAGUAUCCUAAAUCUGUAGCCUUGGGUGGCUCUCACAAUAUGUUAAAUAAAGUAAUAAACAGAGAGCAUGUCCUGAUUCAGAGCACAUCACAUGUAAAAAUAUCUACACUCCCCGUAAGCGGAGCCUUCCACACGUCAUACAUGAAACCCGCUCAGGAAAAAUUUCACAACGCACUUUCCAGCAUCAAUAUAACACGAAGCGAUACGACGCUGUAUUCGAAUGUUACCGGAGAUUGUUAUCGUAAGGAGGAUAACGUUACGGACUUACUUGUACGUCAAAUCACUGAACCUGUACUAUGGAAUUCCAUAUUGAAUAAAUUGCACCGAGACUAUGUAUCCGGUGUUGUGCAAAAUAUAUACGAAGUGGGGACUGGCAGACAAUUGAAAUUUAUGUUUGGAAAAAUUGAUAGUAGAUUAUUGAAAAUUAUUCGCAACGUUGAAAUGUAACCUACUCUAGGAAAUAUCGAUACUGAAUUUUUUUUAAUAAUUAUUAUUAUUAUUAUUUUAUACUUAAGUGAGAUCUCAGCCAUUUUGAAACACAUUCUAGUAACCACUCAAAGACCGAGGUACAAGAUAUUACAGUAGUUGUUACGACGACCUGUUAAUGAAGAAUUACUUUUUAUGAUUAGCUACAUUUUUGAACUUUAAUAGAUACAUUAUCUUUCAGUA
Messenger RNA from Hydractinia symbiolongicarpus, 2676 nucleotides. RefSeq names its product malonyl-CoA-acyl carrier protein transacylase, mitochondrial-like. Lineage: Eukaryota; Metazoa; Cnidaria; Hydrozoa; Anthoathecata; Hydractiniidae. The transcript is spliced from 5 exons. Bases 1405 to 2454 code for a protein of 349 amino acids. The record is from RefSeq and is a predicted model, not a curated record. Gene Ontology annotation, molecular function: transferase activity.